Molecule: messenger RNA, 1294 nt
Organism: Drosophila takahashii
Lineage: Eukaryota; Metazoa; Arthropoda; Insecta; Diptera; Drosophilidae
Source: RefSeq, a predicted model, not a curated record
UUAAACAAAGCCGAGCCUGUGCUGUGGGAAAAAUCAUAGGCGGAAACGGGUUUUACUUUUACUGGUAACUUUGGAGCGCAGCGCUCACCAGCAUUCAGCUCUCCAGCAGUCUGGCGUUGCAGUCGCAUCGAAGCGAACCGAUUUCCGGAACCUGAAUCCCUGCCAGCGCAUCGCCUGAUCCACAUCCACUGAAAAGCCAGACAGACAGAGGAACUGCGGGGGCGUCACCGUCGUGGGAAAGAGCAAUAUAAACAAACGGCAGCGGGAUGUCGAUGAGCAAUCUAUCCAUAGACGGCGAGUUCCGCUACAUUAUCCAGUGGUUCAAGGAGUGGAGCGAGCUGCAGCGCGACGACUUUGUCUACGUUUUUGUGGAGUACCUGGCCCGGGGCUCCAGUGCCAGCGAUGUCCAUGUGAAUGGAAUGGUCAACUCGCUGGCCAACGCAUCAGUGCAGGAUAAACCCAUGAGCCUGUUCCAGUGCCGCAUUAAGCUGUUCCGUGAAUGGAGCCCCAAGUGGCCGAUCGAGUUUAAGUGCCAGCUGCAGGAGAAGAUUAGCGAGAUCGACGCGAAGGUGGGGGAGAAGAUCAUCAAUGAGCUGCGGGGACCCCAUUCCGCGCACAAUGGCGACGUAGCCGUGCAUUUAAAUGCAAAUGGAGCGAGCGAAGAGGGCGGGGAUUCCGAACUGGAGCAGCUAUCAUCGGUGGCAGAAGUGGCAGAGGUCGCAGCUCCCGAGGCGGGAGAAGAACCAGCAGCUCCCGAACCAGAUGACAAUCGCUUGGCGGCAGUCUUGAGCCAAGAGACGCCCGUCGAUGACGACGACGUGGAAGAGUCGGUUGGGGAAGUUAGCAAUAGCCAAGCCGAUGUAAAUGGCCAUUAUCCAGCGGCUGCAGUGACAACGAUUGCGGUGAAUACGUCUCCAUCUCCAUCGCCAUCGGUAUCCCCAUCCCCGACUCCCCAGCCGAUUGUCGAACCUGUAGAACAGGUCGAGAAUAGCGUUACAGUCACCGUGGCCUCGGCAGAGGUUCCCCCGGUGGCUUAGACUCUGCACGAUCGUUAAAGACCAAACCAGAUCGACUAUAAAAAGGCCUAAUGAGUAGUUAAGUAUUUUAGUUGUACAUCAUCGGCAACUCGACAUUCCACGCGAUGCAUUUCUAGUUACGUAAGCUUGGCUCCUAAGUAAGACUCUGUUCUCAUUCUAUAGCCCUUAGUUCCCCGCGUUCAUCUAUCGACUAGCUUAAGAGCACAAUCUGUAAAGUAAGCCUCAAUAAUACACGAAAGAGAGUUCCACAUUCUAAA